Sapajus apella (tufted capuchin) is the source of this 936-nucleotide messenger RNA. Its product is annotated as olfactory receptor 150-like. Gene Ontology annotation, biological process: G protein-coupled receptor signaling pathway; sensory perception of smell. Gene Ontology annotation, cellular component: membrane. The transcript has a single exon. The record is from RefSeq and is a predicted model, not a curated record. NCBI's taxonomy places the organism in Eukaryota, Metazoa, Chordata, Mammalia, Primates, Cebidae. Gene Ontology annotation, molecular function: olfactory receptor activity; G protein-coupled receptor activity; odorant binding.
AUGGUAGAAGGAAAUUAUUCCACAGUGACUGAGUUUAUCCUUGCUGGGCUAACAGACAAAAUAGAGCUCCAGCUGCCUCUUUUCCUCCUCUUCCUGGGAAUCUAUGUGGUCACAGUGGUCGGCAACCUGGGAAUGAUCACACUGAUUGGGCUCAGUUCUCACCUGCACACCCCCAUGUACUAUUUCCUUAGCAGUCUGUCCUUCAUUGAUCUCUGCCAUUCCUCUGUCGUUACCCCAAAAAUGCUGGUGAACUUUGUGUCAGAGAGGAAUGUUAUGUCCUAUGCAGCAUGCAUGACUCAGCUCUACUUCUUCCUUGUUCUUGUCAUAUCAGAAUGUCACAUGUUGGCUGCAAUGGCUUACGACCGCUACGUUGCCAUAUGUAACCCACUGCUUUACAAUGUUGCCAUGUCUUAUCAGGUCUGCUCCUGGAUGGUAGUUGGGGUGUAUUUCAUGGGUUUGGUUGGUGCCACAGCUCACACAGUCUGCAUGCAAAGAGUGCUUUUCUGUUACGCUGAUGUAAUCAACCAUUUCUUCUGUGACCUUUUCCCACUCCUGGGGCUCUCCUGCUCCAGUACUUCUAUCAAUUAAAUAGUAGUUUUGUGCUUCGGUGCAUUUAAUAUCCUUUUCCCCAGCCUCACCAUCCUUAGCUCUUAUAUCUUCAUCAUUGCCAGCAUUCUCCAUAUUCGCUCCACUGGGGGCAGGUCUGAGGCCUUCAGCACUUGCAGCUCCCACAUCUCAGCUGUUGCUGUCUUCUUUGGGUCUGCAGCAUUCAUGUAUCUGCAGCCAUCAUCUGUCAGCUCCAUGGGCCAGGGGAAAGUGUCAUCUGUGUUUUGUACUACUGUUGUGCCCAUGCUGAACCCCCUUAUCUACAGCCUGAGGAAUAAAGAUGUCAAAGUUGCCUUAAAUAAGUUCCUUGAAAAAAGACGUUUCUUGUAA